AUGAUGUUGCUGGUACUAACAGUUUUGUUCAUUGCGCCGUCAUAUAUUCAAGCAUGUGGUGAUCGACCUGGAUACAGCAGUCGUGUUGUGAAUGGACAUAAUGCAGCUCCCCAUUCUUGGCCUUGGCAGGUUUCUCUUCGUUCCAAUGGUCGCCAUAUUUGUGGUGGYUCGCUAAUCAGCCCUGAAUGGGUCAUUACCGCUGCUCAUUGUGUGGACCGCAACCCGAGACCAAGUGGAUAUACAGUUGUUGUUGGCGCUCAUAGCCAAUAUGGAUCUACCUCCGUUCAGAGUACCCACCGUCUUUCUCAGCUGUUCAAACAUCGUGGUUUUAGUAUGAGCCAUUUCAGAAACGAUGUCACUUUGCUCAGACUGGCUAAUCCUGCAAGACUUAGUUCUCAGGUCAACACAGUUUGCCUACCGGGGCAAGGUAGCCGUAUUCCAGCAGGAUCGAGAUGYUAUAUUACAGGUUGGGGCCGUACCRUAGGAGGAGGGCAAGGUGCCAAUAYUCUUCAACAGGCCGUUUUGCCAGUUGCCAAUGACCGUGCUUGCCAGAGAACUAACGGUCSCCUUAUGCGUGUUGACACUAGAUCAAUGAUCUGCGGUGGUGGUCAAGGGGCUGCUGGUGGUUGUCAAGGAGACAGUGGUGGUCCAUACGUUUGUCAAGAAAGUGGAAAAUGGGUUCUUCGUGGGGCUGUAAGCUGGGGACACUCGUAUUGCCGUACAGACUUCUAUACAGUAUUUGCACGAAUCAGUGAGCAUAUGAACUGGAUCAACGGAAUCAUAAGCCCUUUUUCUCCUUUAUAUCAUGUGGCAACACGAAACCCACACAAAUAG
Molecule: messenger RNA, 834 nt
Organism: Exaiptasia diaphana
Lineage: Eukaryota; Metazoa; Cnidaria; Anthozoa; Actiniaria; Aiptasiidae
Product: chymotrypsinogen B
Exons: 5
Coding region: 1-834 (277 amino acids)
Biological process (GO): proteolysis
Molecular function (GO): serine-type endopeptidase activity
Source: RefSeq, a predicted model, not a curated record